Messenger RNA from Saprolegnia parasitica CBS 223.65, 1224 nucleotides. RefSeq lists its product as hypothetical. Bases 1 to 1224 code for a protein of 407 amino acids. Lineage: Eukaryota; Oomycota; Saprolegniomycetes; Saprolegniales; Saprolegniaceae. The record is from RefSeq and is a predicted model, not a curated record. The transcript has 2 exons.
AUGCGGCACCAGCACCACCGCGGAGGGCUGCGGCAGCUCAUUGCGGGCAAGUACAUCUACUUGCUCCUCGUUGCCUGCGCGAUCUGCGUCUUUGGCCUCCUCUUUGAGAUCUCGCAGCUCUCGUCUGCCUUCCAGGGAGAACCCAGCAAGCUCCAUGCGGCCGACCACGCGCUCCCGGCUGCGUCGCGCUCGUCGCUCAAGAAGGUCGCGCCGCAAAUCGACCACGCCAUUGCCGUGCAGUGCGUGGCCACGCUCACGUCUCUCUACGAGAUGGCGGACGCACCGCAUGGUCUACACCUCGUGCUCUUUGAAGAGAUUGACGCGACGAGCGGUGACCCGAACGACGCGAGCUGCCUCGAGACGUUCUGUGCUGCGUCGCGCGAUGUCUGCGUCGAGCACCGCGCGCGCAUGGAGCACAAGUUUCGCCACGCGAAAGACCACGUGGGCCCGUGCCCGGCGCGGGCUCUCGCCGAGGCCAUGGUUCCGUCGGCCUGGUUUACAGCGCCGAAGAACAAGUACUAUCUAUCGAUCGACUCGCGCCUCGAGUUUGUCGACAAGUGGGACACGCUGCUGCUCGCCGAGUGGCGCCGGGCGCAGAACCCCCAUGGUAUUCUCAGCAUCGCGCCGCCUGCGCUCGUCUCCAAGGCGUGGCCGAUCGAUAGCACCCAGAGCGCACUCAUGUGCACAGCGCGUGUUUGGACCAAAGACGCGACUCUGGCGGCUGUCGAUUUCAACCCGCCCGUGCUCGUCAAGCCGCCGUUCAAAGCGCCGCGCCUCAGCGCCCAGUACGCCGAGAGCUUCCAUUUCGGGCCGAUCCACGCACUCUCGGCGGCGCCGGCCGACGCCAAAGCGCUCUACGUCUGGCACGGCGACGCGUACCACCGGGCGACGCGGUGGUGGACGGCAGGCUAUGAUUUCUACGCCCCGUCUCUCGUGAUCGCGUAUGCCAAGUACGUGCCUCGGGUGUUGCACCCGCUGCAGUUGCCGCAAUGGGAUGCCCCGUCGCCGGACCCGCUCGCAGGUAUUAAAACCACGCAGCGCCAGAGCUACGCGCACCUGCAAGCGCUGCACAAUGGCGCUGCCAACGUCGGGUCUAAGCGCUCGUUCAAGCAGUGGGUCGCCUUUAGCCACGUAUACCCGACGGCCGCCUACGACAUGGCGACAGACAAGCAGUUUAUGGCGUGCAAUCCACUCUCGUAUGUGUCGCCCAAGACGACGCGCUAA